Messenger RNA from Cornus florida, 1818 nucleotides. RefSeq lists its product as uncharacterized. NCBI's taxonomy places the organism in Eukaryota, Viridiplantae, Streptophyta, Magnoliopsida, Cornales, Cornaceae. The record is from RefSeq and is a predicted model, not a curated record. Gene Ontology annotation, molecular function: nucleic acid binding; RNA-DNA hybrid ribonuclease activity. The transcript is spliced from 4 exons. Bases 1 to 1818 code for a protein of 605 amino acids.
AUGGAAGAUUAUUUUCACAACCUCUUCUCUUCCCAUCUGGUUGGUGAUGACUCUCAAUUUUGGACUUCUAUUCCUUCUAAGGUUUCGUCAGAUAUGAAUUGGGAUCUGUUGAAAUAUGGCACUUUAGAGGAGUUUUGCGAUGCUUUAGCAAGAAUGGGGUCAUAUAAGGCGCCAGGGCCUAAUGGUUUUACUCCGUUGUUCUUUAAAACAAAUUGGGAUGCUAUGAAGUUUGAUCUUCUCCAAGACGAUGCGCUUCUCUUCUAUAAAGUAAAGAUUUCUGAGGUUCGUGGCAUUAAAUCCAUUUUGGAUAGAUAUGCAAACCUAAUGGGCCAACUGGUUAAUUUUGAUAAGUCCUCUAUUUAUGUUUCUCCUAAUACUGAUCUGGACUUGAAAGCUAUGUGUCGACAGAUCCUGUGCAUUCACAAUGUUGAUUGGCAUAAUAAAUAUCUUGGGAAUCCCUUAAUCUUAGGACGAUCCAAAGUUACUUCUCUAAAUUUCAUUUCCGAUCGGGUUUCAUCCAAAGUUAAGCUUCUCAAAGGAAAUUUGCUUUCCAAAGCGGGUAGGGAAGUAUUGCUGAAAGCUGUGCUCAAUGCUCUCUCGACGUAUGCCAUGCAAUGUCUUAAAUUCCCUAAGCAGAAUUGUAAGGAUUUGACGAGCAAGCUUCUCAAUUUCUGGUGGAGUGGGGAGGAAAAAUCACAUAAGAUUAAAUGGGUUAGUUGGUCUACUCUUUGUAAUUCCAAAGUGUCUGGAAGUUUGGGCUUUAAAAAUAUUGAGGCUUUUAACUUGGCUUUGCUUGCAAAGAUGGCAUGGCGCAUGGAGGUCGGAAAUGAGUCUCUUCUUUUUAAAUCUUUUAAGCAAAAGUAUUUCAAAAGCUGCACUUUCGUUGAUGCCCCAUAUAAAGCUAAAGCUUCUUGGGCUCAAAGAGGUAUUUGUUCAGCUCAGGAUAUUAUCAAAAAAGGGAUGAAAUGCUUGCAUGAUCGUAUUCCUGUGAAUUCUUUGCUCUCUAUUUGGGGGAUUGAUACAAUUUCUUCGUGUCCAUACUGUGACUCUGCAAUCGAAACAAUCGACCAUCUUCUUUGUACCUGUCCUUUUGCAAGCUUGGUCUGGUUUUUUUGCCCUCUGCGUAUGGAUUUUCGAGGGACACGUCCCUCCUUUUGGCUUAAGAGGUGGAUUGCGCUUACAGAGCAGUGGUCUCGGUCUAAGAAUAUGCAGGAAUGUGAUCCUUUUGAAGCAGCUCAGAAAGCACAUCGCAACUUUAUUGAAUUCCAAGAGAUUUCGCACCAAUCUUGUCUUCUAUCACUUUCCUCUCCUUCUGUGGCUCCUGUUUCUUUAAAGUGGUGUGCUCCGGCAAGAGGCUAUCUUAAGCUGAAUUUUGAUGCCGCUUUUAACUUCUCUCGGCUACUCUGUGGAGGAGGUUUGAUAUUGCGUAAUGAUGUGGGUCGUCCCAUCCGGGUGGCCUCUUUCUUUUUCUCCCAUGUGAGUGGCCCGUAUAUUGUUGAAGGCUUAAUUCUUCGUGAAUGCCUUUCUCUUCUCAAAGUGUGGGGUUAUGAAAAUGUUGUGGUGGAAGGGGAUUGUCAGCUGGUGAUGCGUCUCUUAUCCUCUGUUGUGGCUUUAAGUGUAAUUUUUAAUGAUGUUAUUUCUAUUCUUAAAGCUUGUAAGGGGGCUUCUUUGGCUUGGGUGCCUCGCGAAGGCAAUGGGGUGGCUCAUUUGCUUGGUAAAAAAGCUUUAGUAGUCGAAUGUGGUGAUUUAGAGUGGAGGGUAUGGCCCCAGUGGCUAUUAGACGCUCUACUUCCUGAUUGUAUUUGUUUUCCUUCUUAA